AGAAAGCUCACUCCUCUUCCCUCUCUCUUUCCUCUCUUGCCUCCGUCGCCAUGACCCACCGCCUCCUUCCCCUGCUCCUGCUGCUCCCUUUGCUAGCGCCGCCUGCUGCGUCUGCACGCCAGGGCGCGGGGCAGGAUUUGGGACAGUUCCCGGGGCUGGAGUACGGCCUGCCGCCGUUCGCCGCCGCUCUCCGGGCAAGCUGCCCCGUCUCGACGGAGGGGUACUCGCCCCCCGAGGAGGUUGUUAAUGGGGAAGAACUUCUCAGGUUGUUGGAUGGCAAGGAAGAGCACACAGCUGUCCUUUUCUAUGCAUCAUGGUGCCCUUUCUCAGAAAGAAUCAGACCAGUCUUUGAUGAUCUGAGCUCAAUGUUUCCACGGGUUAAGCACUUGGCUAUCGAAGAGUCCAAUGUCACGAAAGCCAUUUUGUCGAGAUAUCAUGUCCGUGCACUACCUUCCAUAAUAAUAGCUCGCAGCUCAUACAUAUUCUGGGCGCUCGGUUCGAAAGAUCUCGACUCUCUAGUCAACCUUUACACUGCUGCUACGGGUCAAGAACCAGUCGCAUAUAUUGGUACUCGCAAGUGGAGGGCCACGCAAAGCACAGACUAUGCUAAGAUUUGGAACAGCUCGAUUAGUGAAACAGUGAAGCAAGAACCCUGCCUAGCAUUCAGUAUCCUGUUUGUUUGCCUGAGGAUAUUCAUCUUCUUCUUCCCAAAGUUCUUUGCUCUCGUCCAAGACUUCUGGACCCAAUACUAUGAGCAAAUCAACCUUGGAAUCCUCGCCAAAUUGACCCAGCUGCUUGAAUGUGUGCCUCAUGCUGUGGACGUGAGAAAGAUGUGGAGCAAGUUGAGGCUCAUGGUUGGAGCUAAGAACGGUAGGAUAUGGGCAUCAUCUCUAACUUCGGUGUCACUUGGUGGGCAGCCUUCCAGGCGAGUUGCUGUUGGACUGAUGGGCUCGACCAUCUAACGGCAACAAGAGAACGUGCUGAUUCAUUGAAUUGCUCCUGUUAAGGUUGUAACUCACAUGAGCAUAUUUAGACAGAAAUUGAAUUGCUCAUGUUAAGGCUGUAACUCACAUGAGCAUAUUUAGACAGAAAAGGUCUCUGGCUUUCUGCUUAGAAACAUACAUCCUGUUUGUAGCAUGUAAAUCUUAGCGAUACUUGUAGCCUUUGUAAGUCAUGUUGUAACAUUAGUCGUCAGUGCCCCGAUCAGGCAGGCUGCCUUUGGCAAGAGAAAAUGCAGCACAAGCUUGGUCUUCCCCUCCCCAGAAUACAUGGUCAAAUGCGCCGUUUUAUCAUGUAAUCUGCAAUGAUCAAUGGACAUCCUUCAGAGAUCAGUGUCAUUUUCUGAUGGCUUUGAAUUUCA
Molecule: messenger RNA, 1360 nt
Organism: Zea mays
Lineage: Eukaryota; Viridiplantae; Streptophyta; Magnoliopsida; Poales; Poaceae
Product: adenosine 5'-phosphosulfate reductase 6
Exons: 4
Coding region: 51-962 (303 amino acids)
Source: RefSeq, marked validated